AGUUACUUCUGAGACUCUCUAAACUCUGGACUUGCCUCCCUCCCCUCCUUCAAAGUCUUUCGAAUCUUCUCCAGGGGACAAAUGAAGGGACUGAAGCUGGACAAAACCAUAACCUAGAUCAGGGACCUACCCCGUUCUGUUCCCCGUGCUUGGAAUCAGAUAAUUCAGGACGCCGAGCCCGAGAAGCCUGGACAAAAAAGUCAGGAAGAACUGAGUUUCGUUUUGACCUCUAGCGUCGUGGCGGGCUGGCAUCUGAGCUGGUAACGUGCGUGGUAGGUUAUGUAAGAAAAGGGCUGGAGGAGCCGACCCAGCGGGAGCCAGAGAGGACGCGGUGUUCUCGGCUGCAAUCCCCACCCUCCUCACCCAGCAGGGCAGGAGGCACCCAACUUGGAGGAGAAAGGGGUGGGGGAGGUGAAACAGAGACCGGAGAGUCACGAGGGCUGGGCCGCCGAGAGCGGGAGAAUAUACCGUGUCACACACCUCCAUUCUCUCACACACGUUGCAGACACAAAUCACUGAUGGUUUCCACGUGUUGCGCUCGUGAGCGGAGGUGUUCAAAGAGGGGGCAGAUGAGUUACUUCCCGAGACAGAACCCGGGGUCCCACGUCUGGAGGCGCACGCCUUCAGUAGCACAACCAAUCUCUGAACACUCAAACCGCGCAUCUCUGGCGCAUCACCAUCCUAUUUAAGGCCACGGGCUCCGCCCUUUUCCUCCCCUCUCUUCUUUUCCACUCUUUUUCCAUCCUCCUCCUUUUCUCAUCACCGGGUCCUCUCCAGCAGCCUCAUGUAGGGGAGGAGCACGGAAUGCCUCCCUUACAGCCAAUCAUCACCUGGCUGCCGCUCUACUGGCUGAGCCCCUUUGUACUGUAGCAAAUGGGCUAUGGACUUCAGUAACGAGCGUCACGUGUUACCGGCGACACAACCAAUGAGGGCGCGAGAUCUAUGUAAGCAGGGGGAGGCACGUGCCGGGCCGCACGUGUCUGGGAGGGGGGAAGGGGCGGGGCCCGCUGAGAGAGGCGGAGGUGGGUAGACAGACCCGGAGAGACCGAGAAGGAGCUGGAAACCGAGCCAGGGCUGAGCCGGCUGACAACAGGUAAGGAGAUUCGGAGGACAAAGCGAGCUGUUAGGGAGUAUUUGGGAGCUGAAUGCAGAUCUUGGUAUUGGGAGGGUUUGCAUCACGUGGCAGGUGCGAGCCCAGAGAGACCCGCGCAGGGAUCCUGAUCUUGAAAGAUUGGGAGAGGGCAGGAGGCCAGUCUCUAUGGGGGCAGUUCACGUAGGAUCACCAGGUGGGUUCGCGUGCCCAGAUUGACUGCUUGUGGGUGGCAUGGCCUCAGGUGGAGAGGCUUGCUGCGGACUCAGGCUGGCAAACAGCCCUGGCGAACAACGGGCGGAGGGGAAGAUGUCUUUCAAGUCGGUAUUUACUCUGAACUGAGGGAAGAAAAGAACGGAGGCCGCGUCAGGCUGAGAGCUGCUCUGCGGCGGCCAGAGAGGGGAUCCCAGUUGCAGGUUCCGAUCUUUGGGUACUCCAGGAGCUGCUCUACAGCCCCUGCUUCUGGACCUAUGGAUUCUCCAUCUAGCGUUUCUUCCUAUUCCUCCUACUCUCUCUGUUCGUCUUUUCCCAUCUCCCCAGUGAACAGUGACUUUGGCUUCCCCUCUGAUAGUGAGAGGGAGGACAAGAGGGCCCAUGGGCCCAGGCCAGACACUGUUGGGCAGAGGGGAGGUUCACGGCCCAGCCCGGGUCCUAUCCGCUGCAGGCAUCGAUCGAAGGUUUCCGGUAACCAGCAUACACCAUCUCAUCCGGAACAGCGGGGUUCGGCUUCUCCUAUGGCAGGAUCUGGGGCGAAAAGAUCAAGAGAUGGUGAACUGGAGACCAGUCUAAACAUCCAAGGUUGUACCACAGAGGGAGACCUGCUGUUUGCCCAGAAGUGUAAAGAACUCCAAGGAUUUAUACCUCCUCUCACAGACCUACUCAAUGGGCUGAAGAUGGGUCGUUUUGAGAGAGGAUUAAGCAGUUUUCAGCAGAGUGUGGCAAUGGACAGGAUCCAGCGUAUUGUAGGUGUUUUGCAGAAGCCACAGAUGGGGGAACGUUACCUAGGAACCUUGCUACAGGUAGAAGGGAUGUUAAAGACUUGGUUUCCACAUAUAGCUGCCCAGAAGUCAUCAUUGGGUGGUGACAAGCAUCAGCUGACCAAGCAUUUUCCAAGCCACCAUAGUGAUUCAGCUGCUUCCUCUCCUGCAUCUCCUAUGGAAAAGAUGGACCAGACACAGCUAGGAUAUCUAGCUUUAAAACCAAAGCAGCCUUGGCACCUCACAGAAUGGCCAGCUAUGAACCUCACCUGGAUCCACACCACCCCAAUUUGCAACCCCCCUCUCAGCUCCCCAGGUACUAUCUCCUUUAGCCAUGGUCCUUUAGGCACUGGAACCGGCAUUGGCGUCAUUCUUUUCCUCCAGCAUGGAGUGCAACCCUUCACCCACUCUGCCCCAACCACCCCAGUCCCACCUACUACAGCAUCUCCUGUUAUCCCUGGUAAGCCUAUGAAACUAUCUGGAGAGGGUCCUCGUUGCUACAGUUUGCCAGUAACUCUGCCAUCAGAGUGGAGCUAUACCCUAUCCCCUCCCAGUCUACCCACCUUGGCCAGAAAGAUGACCAUAGGACACCGGGAGCAGCAGAGAAGCCAUCCUCCAGUUGCUCCUGAUGCUCAUCUUCUCAACCUCUAGCCCAGGGCAUACAGCUGUCCACUGUGAUUUCUAAUUUGUGUAAAUAUUUAUGUAUAUAUGUAUUUUUACUUUUAAUGUGUGCAUUUGUGUUGAGGGAAGACAAAUCCUUUCUGAUUAAAGAAAUUUUUUUAUA
This is a messenger RNA of Pongo pygmaeus (Bornean orangutan), 2851 nucleotides long. It is a transcript of the gene CIART, whose product is annotated as circadian associated repressor of transcription. The transcript is spliced from 6 exons. Gene Ontology annotation, molecular function: RNA polymerase II cis-regulatory region sequence-specific DNA binding. The coding region runs from base 1561 to 2718 and encodes 385 amino acids. Gene Ontology annotation, cellular component: nucleus. NCBI's taxonomy places the organism in Eukaryota, Metazoa, Chordata, Mammalia, Primates, Hominidae. The record is from RefSeq and is a predicted model, not a curated record. Gene Ontology annotation, biological process: negative regulation of DNA-templated transcription; circadian regulation of gene expression.